Messenger RNA from Penicilliopsis zonata CBS 506.65, 557 nucleotides. RefSeq lists its product as hypothetical. The record is from RefSeq and is a predicted model, not a curated record. The transcript has a single exon. The coding region runs from base 134 to 415 and encodes 93 amino acids. NCBI's taxonomy places the organism in Eukaryota, Fungi, Ascomycota, Eurotiomycetes, Eurotiales, Aspergillaceae.
GAACGUUUCGCAGUUGGAAUUAUCUGGUUCUAUCCAAAUCUAUUUCUCUAAUUUCGCUUUCUAAUUUCCCUCCCUUUUUAUCUCAUUCAGGUACCGACACUUGUACAAUUUUGUACGAUUAAUUGGCCACUCGAUGACCUUCUCCACCCUCCCGUCCGGUUCCUUAUCAGCUCAGACGCACCAGGACUUGCAGUUCCAGUUCGGGUUUCGCCUCCGGGCGUCUUUCUUGGACAGCAGCCGUCCCUCCCUCUCUUCCCUUCUUCCCCCCCCUCCUCUCUUUGUCUCUUCUCUCAACUCAAGGCAACGUUUGCCAGGCAGGAAAAAGAAAGAAAACAGCAAAAAAAAAGAAAUAAGAGCAAAAGAAAAAAAAAAAAGAAAGAAUAAAAGAAAAGAAAAGAUAGAGAGAUUCCACUAACUGCAGUUUGUUGGAGGACUUCCGUAAGAUUCUUGGUUGUUGAAGAAGAAAAUGGUAUUAACCCAUCAGGCAAGACGCACCGGUUCCUACGACAAGUUUCCCACCUCGCAGCUAUUUCUCUUGGGUAUGUCAUGCCUCUGUC